UGCAUGGUGGUAGUUUGAAUGUGGUCUGCAGUGCACUAUCAGUUGUAAAAUGUGCUGGCAGUUAUGACUUGAAAUAAAAGUGCUAAUGAGGCUACAUGAGGAUAUAGCUAAUUGAUUACUGCGUGUGUCAAAAUAGAUAAAGUUUAUUUUGAAUACAUUAAUAAACAGAUCAAGAAAUAUAUCUGCCAACUGCAUUGGUGUAUAAUAUUUAUAGGCAUUAUUUUGUAUGCAGCUGAAUUAUUUGGCGAUAACAUUUGACUGACAAAGGCAUAUUGACUUCACAAGUCUUGGGUGUGGAUAGCUAUUUACUUGCAGUGAUUUUUUCUGUAUUGUGCAGUAUUAACAUUAGUCAGAAGACUUGUGACAUUCACUGAGUGGUUUAAGAGGAAAGAGCAUUGCAUUUCAUUUACUAUUAGCAUGAGGAUUGGUUUGGGCUCCUCUGUGAAGUACGAAUUGGUAACCAAGACAUUUUGCGAACAAAAAAUUGUGACAAUAGUUGAAGAAAAGUGGAUAAUUAUAUAGAGGACUUUAUACAUAGUGACUAAGUUUUGAGUUGCAUGUGUUUGUUUUUUUUGGAGAAUACAAAGGGUUUUCAAGGUUUCAGAAAUUUUAUUUUAAGUGGUUUUCAUUUCACAAACCACAGGGUAUCAAAAGUUGAAGGUGUGUUUACUAUUAGACUGGCUGUGUAAACAGAGUUGAUAAUAGACUGGUGAUAACAGUGUCAGAUAAAUUGCCCAAUAUAAAGAGACCCUAGUUUUAGGGGUCUGAUAAGAACACAGCUGGGUUGUUUUGGACCAGAUUUGAAAGUUAGAUAAUUGAUAUUCAUUCUCGGCAUUUUGUAACUGUGUAGGGAGCCCCUGGCUAUUUUCAGAUGAAAAACAAUCUGACAGACCACUACUGGUCAUUAUCAUAUGUUACAGAAGAUGUAGGUUUUAUAGCCUGGAGUUAAAACAAGUUUGUGUUUAUUUCAAAGAAGAUCAACACUGUGUCACAAUAUUUUGUGAGCAACAUUUGGUGGACUUAACAAUUCAAUUAUAUCUGGACUUAAAUUAAUGAACACAUGUUUCGGUGUUGACUACAGCAGUCCGUUAAUGUAUUUUGGUCAGAUAGUUGUGGUUUUACAUUGAAGUACAGGUGGUGUGGUCUGGAAAAGAACAGAUUGUUACAACUCUAGUUUGAUAGAGUGGAGUCAAUGGACAUUGUUUAUGUCAUUUAUUGCCCGACAAAGUGGGUGAAAGAUUGGCAGUUAUUGGAAAUGAUAUAAAGUUACUUGGGAUUGGACAAGACUUCAUUUUAUGGGACACUUAUUGAAUCAUAGGUGAUACCGUCAACUGAUUAUCACUGCGUGAAAAAUAGAGACUUUAGUGGAAUAAGUAUUGGCAAUAGUCAGUGUGGAAAACUUUAUAGGAGCUUUCAAUUUAAUGUGUUUAUGGCAGAUUAUGUAAGAAGUUGUAACUGUUUACCGCAAGGAAUUUGAUACUUUAUAAAUUGUGAAAUAUUACCAUCAAUGCUUGGUAACAGUGAAAUCUUCCCAAGGAUUGUUCCACCUAGAAGCAUGCAGAAAUAUCUUUUCCUACAAAACCAACCCCGCAUGUCGAUAUUGCAUGUUGUACAACAAAAAUCGCUGUGAACGAGGAAUUUAUGCUGUUGGAUACAAUUUUUAGUGUCAUCAGAACGUGAAAAUAAAAUAUCAAAAUGGGAGCGAACAACUCAAGCGAAGUAGCGGAAUUUCGAGCAAAAUAUGGAUCAGGAAUAUACGCACAAGGAAAACCCUGCAUCCCCGAAGGAAUCCCCAAGGUCACAGACAUUACCCAUAAUUCCAUUACAUUGUCAUGGAUGUCACCCAUGAACUCUGGGACAAUUCUAGCCUAUCAGGUGGAGUGUUGUAGCAUUAAGGAGCGGAGAUGGCGCGUUAUCACAAGCACCUGCCAGGGAACAACCUACCGCGUGAAAAACUUGUUUCCAGAAACUGUGUACAUGUUCCGGGUUAGGGCAGAGAAUCUUUGCGGACAGAGUAAGCCUGGUCAUCCCUCUGAGGAAGUUCGGACUCGUUCCGAACCGACAAACUUCCUGGAGGAGCAACCAAAACCACAAAAGAAGCUCGUCCGAAGGCACAGUCACUAUUUAAAAAUUGACGAUGGUGUGAACAAGUUAUUGAACCGGACUGAAGAAGACCAGGUGGAUUCUACCAACAGCGUUGGCAGUAUUCCGUUCCGUAGGAACAGCCUGCGAGGGUCCCUUCCAGCGGGAUACAGAACAAAACGUAGCUCGGUUAGUAGUGUGUUGCCAGGAGUCAACGCUAAACGUGAAAGCAUCUCCAGUCUCAAGGAACUGAAGCGAUCAUUUGAAGAGUCUUCCAUAGCGGAGGAAGAAGGAAUUAACUUGAAACGUAUAUCAACAUCGUCCACAGAGGCAUCAUCACUGUUUUCAGCAAAUUCGAUGACCUCUAUUGCCGAAGACGAGGAGUUGAGGAUCUUGUACGGACAGACGGAUUGUCAUGUGUGCAGCGAUAACGACGAUGCGUAUUCAACAGCAAACUCUCAGAUCACUACUAGUUCUGGUUUCUCAAGUGCUAGUAGUCGAUCGUCAAAUUCAAAUAGUUCAGGACAUGUGUGUACGCAUAAUGCUUUAGUUCACCAUUCACAUACAACGCCCAUCAUUGAAAGCGAAGGUCCCAGCUACUUGCAUGCGUCGAUAACGGACGAUAACAAAUUGGACAUGCUUUCAAAUCCAGAUAAAAGCUGCAACAGGUCAAGUUCCAGUAAUUGCUCUCGAUUUAAACAUCAUCAAUGCGGAAAUCCGAAUUCCGGAAAAACGAUAUUCGAAAUUUGUGAUAAUGAGAUCUGGAAGGGACGUAUCGAUCGUACAGGUGAUUUAAAUAGUGACUGUGUAAAUGGGAAUGGGCAAGAAGGGAAUACGAACUAUGGGAAAUCUCUCGACUUGCGAUCGUUGCGGAACAUGUUGAACUCGCAGGACAUGCUUGUGAAAACAUCAGACACUUCUUCGUGUAUGUAUGACAACUUCAGGGCUAGGACUCACUGUGCCAUUAAGGAACUAGACGAAGACAUCACUGUGGAUAUUGUUUCUACAAUUUGAAUUUAAUGUAUUGCUUUAGUCCAAAAAUGUUUUGUUGAAUGAAAUUGCAUAAUUAUUACCAAUAUUAGGUUUGCCAAAAAUGUUUUUCAUAAUAGAAAUGACCUUAACAAAUCUUUUUUUAAUAUUUUUUUUAUGUUUUGCUAAGAAUACUUUUUUUAAUUCAAAACACAUUUUAAAAUUGUAUUUUUGAUCUAAAAUAAGUUGAUUUAUUGUAUUCACACAUGUUAUUAUCUAAGAUAAAUACUAUCACUGGUUCAACUGGCACAUAGUUAAUGAAUGUUGUUUGAACAAUGUUGGGGAUUUUCUGUGACCUUGAGAUUUUCUUGUUAAAUGUUUUAGAUAUUAGAGUUAUCUUUCCUUUUUGUUGAAUUGAACUAGUGCAUACUAUAAUUUGCUGUAAAUAUUUGUUAUUCUUAUUUAUAAACAACUAAACUUAAACAAUAUAAUUAAAUGGUAAUCAAUUAUUGCUCUCUAUUUCUGUCAAAUUAUUGCUUAUAGAUAUUUUAAAGGGAGGUACUAAUAUUUACAAAAGAUGACUUCCCUUUUGUAAGGGAGGUUAUUAAUUUAUUUGCGGAAGAGGAUGAUCUCCCAUAUUAUAUUGUUUAUUGGUGCUGCCUACCAAAUAUCUCACUACCAAAUAAAAUGUUUAGAACAAUA
Dreissena polymorpha is the source of this 3753-nucleotide messenger RNA. Its product is annotated as roundabout homolog 2-like. The transcript is spliced from 2 exons. NCBI's taxonomy places the organism in Eukaryota, Metazoa, Mollusca, Bivalvia, Myida, Dreissenidae. The record is from RefSeq and is a predicted model, not a curated record. Gene Ontology annotation, molecular function: protein binding. Bases 1696 to 3096 code for a protein of 466 amino acids.